This is a messenger RNA of Vigna umbellata (rice bean), 2131 nucleotides long. NCBI's taxonomy places the organism in Eukaryota, Viridiplantae, Streptophyta, Magnoliopsida, Fabales, Fabaceae. The record is from RefSeq and is a predicted model, not a curated record.
ACUCCGUGUUUUCCCAUCAUUAAGUAUUAUUAUAACUCUGCCGAUAUUCAGCAAUACUAUACUAUGAUGAGAGCAAGGGUUCCACUGCUACUGUUGUUGGGAAUUCUCUUCCUGGCAUCACUUUCUGUCUCCUUCGGCAUUGUUUACCGGGAGCACCAACAGAGCCAGGACGAGUCGGAUUCAAGAGGAACAAACAACCCCUUCUACUUCAACUCUGACAGGUUUCAUACUCUAUUCAGAAACGAAUAUGGCCACCUUCGUGUGCUCCAGAGGUUUGACCAACGCUCCAAACAAAUUCAGAAUCUUGAAAACUACCGUCUUGUAGAGUUCAAGUCCAAACCCAACACCCUCCUUCUUCCUCACCAUGCUGAUGCCGAUUUUCUCCUAGUGGUCCUUAACGGGAGAGCCGUACUAACCUUGGUGAACCCUGACGGUAGAGACUCCUACAUUCUUGAGCAAGGCCAUGCCCAGAAAAUCCCUGCAGGAACCAUUUUCUUUUUGGUUAACCCUAACGACAACGAGAAUCUCAGAAUAAUCAAAAUCGCCAUACCCGUUAACAACCCUCACAGAUUUCAAGACUUUUUCUUAUCUAGCACAGAAGCCCAACAAUCCUACUUGCAAGGGUUCAGCAAGAAUGUUCUAGAGGCCUCCUUCGAUAGUGAGUUCAAGGAGAUAAACAGGGUUCUGUUUGGAGAGGAGGGACAGCAACAGCAAGGCGAGGAGAGUCAGCAAGAGGGAGUGAUUGUGGAACUUGAAAGAGAACAGAUUCGCGAACUGAUCAAACAUGCGAAAUCUAGUUCAAGGAGAGCCCUUUCCUCCCAAGAUGAACCAUUCAACCUGAGAAACCGCAAACCCAUCUACUCCAACAAAUUUGGAAGGUGGUAUGAGAUCACCCCGGAGAAAAACCCCCAACUUAGGGACUUGGACCUGUUCAUCAGUUCUGUGGAUAUCAAAGAGGUAAAACGANCUAUACUAGCUUCUCCUGCACGAAUGAUAGUAAUCAAUUUGUUAAUUACAGGGAGAGCCGUACUAACCUUGGUGAACCCUGACGGUAGAGACUCCUACAUUCUUGAGCAAGGCCAUGCCCAGAAAAUCCCUGCAGGAACCAUUUUCUUUUUGGUUAACCCUAACGACAACGAGAAUCUCAGAAUAAUCAAAAUCGCCAUACCCGUUAACAACCCUCACAGAUUUCAAGACUUUUUCUUAUCUAGCACAGAAGCCCAACAAUCCUACUUGCAAGGGUUCAGCAAGAAUGUUCUAGAGGCCUCCUUCGAUAGUGAGUUCAAGGAGAUAAACAGGGUUCUGUUUGGAGAGGAGGGACAGCAACAGCAAGGCGAGGAGAGUCAGCAAGAGGGAGUGAUUGUGGAACUUGAAAGAGAACAGAUUCGCGAACUGAUCAAACAUGCGAAAUCUAGUUCAAGGAGAGCCCUUUCCUCCCAAGAUGAACCAUUCAACCUGAGAAACCGCAAACCCAUCUACUCCAACAAAUUUGGAAGGUGGUAUGAGAUCACCCCGGAGAAAAACCCCCAACUUAGGGACUUGGACCUGUUCAUCAGUUCUGUGGAUAUCAAAGAGGGAGGCCUUCUUCUGCCACACUACAAUUCUAAGGCCAUAGUGAUUCUGGUGAUUAAUGAAGGAGAAGCAAACAUUGAACUUGUUGGCCAAAGAGAACAACAACAGAACAAGCUGCAAGCAGAACAAGAGGAAAGCUGGGAAGUGCAGAGGUAUAGAGCUGAGUUGUCUGAAGACGAUGUAUUUGUAAUUCCAGCAACAUAUCCGGUUGCCAUCAACGCUACCUCCAAUCUAAAUUUCUUUGCUUUCGGUAUCAAUGCUGAGAACAACCAGAGGAACUUCCUUGCAGGUGAGAAAGACAAUGUGAUCGGCGAGAUACCUACAGAGGUGUUGGAUGUGACAUUCCCUGCAUCUGGUGAGAAGGUUGUGAAGCUGGUAAAGAAGCAGAGCGAUUCCCACUUUGUGGAUGCACAGCCUGAGCAAUAAAUAUGAAGUGAAAUGAAUGUAUGGUGGAAGAGCUCAUAUAUAUAGAGAACGUGGAAAUAUGUAUCGGCCAUGUAACAAUAAAUGAGCUCCACCUCACUUGAAUGAAUAAUCAAAGGGUUUAAUUAUUUUUAUA